CGUCAAGGCUUGGGAUCCCUUCGGUGUUGAGUUAAUGUUUGAUGUGCUGCAAGAGGUAUAAAGAGUAAAUUGCUGUUCAUCGGAACGUCGUUACCUCAGUGGCUCUCUGUGGAGCACAUCUCUGCUCUUCUUCACUUGAGCUCUACUGUCAACUCAUCUGACCUUGGUUGCUUGCUUUGUCCGCAGAAUCAUAUCAUGGGUUUUUGGCUGAGAUUUCUUUGGUACCACAGGAACUACAUCAUCAUUACCAUCACUCCGCUGUUACUCCUUCCCCUGCCCCUCAGCAUCCCUUCAUCGCAAGCAAGAUGUGGCUAUGCUAUCAUCCUCAUGGCUCUGUACUGGUGCACAGAAUGUAUGCCCUUGGCUGUGACGGCCCUUCUGCCGGUCGUCCUCUUUCCCAUGAUGGGUAUCAUGACGGCUGGAGCGGUCAGUGUUGAAUAUCUGAAAGACUCUAACAUGUUGUUCAUUGGCGGCCUGUUGGUGGCCAUUGCAGUGGAGCACUGGAACCUCCAUAAGCGCAUCGCUCUCCGAGUUUUGCUGCUGGUUGGUGUUCGUCCGUCCCUGUUGAUGAUGGGCUUCAUGAUCGUGGCGUCCUUCCUCUCCAUGUGGAUCAGCAACAUGGCCAGCACAGCCAUGAUGCUGCCCAUCGCCAAGGCUGUGCUCCAGCAGCUGCAAGCCACCGAGGCCCAGGCGGACGAACGAGAUUUUCAGGCUGCGGCAGCCGAGGACAACCCUGCAUUUGAGCUGGAGCUCGCAGACAAGAAGCAGGAAAUAUCCAACAGCAGACAGCCAGACACCAAGACUCAACAGGAGUCACUGCGGGAGUCCAGGAGACAAGCGUUGGAGGCAAAGUAUGUUCAUUUGACCAAAGGGUUGAGUCUGAGCGUGUGUUACUCUGCCAGCAUCGGCGGCACGGCCACGCUCACUGGCACGACCCCCAACCUCAUCCUCAAGGGUCAGAUCGACAAGAUCUUCCCCGGAAAUGGUGACGUGAUCAACUUUGCCAGCUGGUUCGGCUUUGCUUUUCCCAACAUGUUGCUCAUGCUUGUGUUGUCCUGGUUCUGGCUCCAGUUUUUGUUCCUUGGUUCCAACCUGAAGAAGUCAUUUGGCUGUGGCGUGAAGAGCGACAGAGAUAAGGAGGCGUACGCGGUGAUCAAGGAGGAGUACCUUAAGCUGGGUCGCAUGAAGUUCGCUGAGGGGGCAGUGCUCACCAUCUUCACCCUGCUGGUGGUCCUAUGGUUCACCAGGGAGCCGGGCUUCAUCGACGGCUGGGCAACAUUGCUCUUCAAUAAGGAGAAGGCGUUUGUAUCAGAUGGAACCGUCGCUAUCUUCAUGUCAAUGCUCUUCUUCGUCGUCCCCUCCCAGCUGCCCAAGUUCAGAGGCUACGGUUACGAUGACGCAGGUAAGACGGUGAAGUCUCCGCCCUCUCUGCUGAACUGGCAGGUGGUCCACGAGCGAAUGCCCUGGAACAUCGUCCUGCUGCUGGGAGGAGGCUUCGCUAUGGCUGCUGCCAGUGAGGAGUCAGGUCUGUCCAAGUGGUUGGGAGAAAGCUUGUCACCUCUCCAGAAUAUUCCUGCCUAUGCCAUCUCGUUGCUGCUCUCCCUGCUGGUGGCGACAUUCACCGAGUGCUUCAGCAACACAGCCACCACCACCCUGUUCCUGCCCAUACUGGCCUCAAUGGCCACAGCUAUUAAGCUGCACCCGCUGUAUGUGAUGCUGCCCUGCACCAUCGCUGCCUCUCUGGCCUUCAUGCUGCCAGUGGCCACACCACCCAACGCCUUCGCCUUCGCCUUUGGAAAUCUCAAAGUCAUCGACAUGGUGAAAGCUGGCUUCAUGCUGAACAUCAUUGGGAUUCUGACCGUCAACUUAGGCGUCAACACCUGGGGAUACGCAUUGUUUGACAUGGGCACCUUCCCCCAGUGGGCCAACAUUACAGAGGGCCAACCUUGAUUGAGGAAAAGACAUGAAGACACAGAGAGAUGGAGACAGCGAAUGUCACAGAAUUGGUCGUGACAAUCAAUUAAAAAACCUCAAUGUAUUUAAUGUAAGCAAAUGUUAAAGACUAGAUAAGCAAAAAUCAAACAAAAAAAUCUUUCACGAGAGGUCAAUUUUUUUGACAUAAUAUACUGUUCUAACUGUGGCGGGGGAAAAAGUGCAAUCUUCUGAGAUCGUUGUCCAUCUGUUCAUUUAGAGAACCCUAUGAGAAAAAAGGUUUUCGUGACUUUCAGGAAUUUCAAGAGCUGCAGCUGAAGCGUCGGUUAUUUCAUAACGAGAAGAACAUGAAAUAUUGGCAACUGCAAAAGUGGUGCAGAAAAUAAAGUUUAAAGACGACCCAGCUCCCCUCAUCAGUGGUGCACUGCUACAUCUUAGGACACGUCACCAUGACGACUCUGUUUACCCGUUUUUCGACUCACAAUCCCCCGAGUCCGUUUUUUCCUGCAUUAAUAUGAAAUGCAGAACAUUACGAAUUUACAACCGAAGCUGAGAUGAACUCAAGUCACAUCAGUUAAGCUCCAUUAGUAAACACAAUCCCCCGUUAGUGUUCAGAAUUUCCUGAAGAGAAAUGAUGUAGGAACUUUUUUUUUUCUUUGAAAAAGACUGAGGUCAUUUCCUUGUGUCUGUUUAUCAUUUACAGAUCAUCAUGCAAACGUGCAGUAAACAUUAUUUACAAUAAUGUAAUAAUAGUAAUGUUGUGUUUACAGACAUUGUGUAAAUGAUUUAAACCUGAAUUAAUUGUAUCAGUUAAUUUAUUACUGUGGUUCUUUUUUCUUUUGUAUAUGCUGUUAUAUGUUUUUUUCCACAAGUGUUUUUGUCAGUUUUUUUUUACAAUAAACAAGCACUAACUUUACACUUUCUAUAAACACCAAGUGGCAGACUUAAGGUGUGUAUUUAUUUGUGUAUUAUAAAAAAAAGCUUUUGGUAAUUGCAAUUAAAGGAAUAGUUCAACA
Scophthalmus maximus (turbot) is the source of this 2948-nucleotide messenger RNA. RefSeq names its product solute carrier family 13 member 2 (gene slc13a2). The coding region runs from base 196 to 1950 and encodes 584 amino acids. Gene Ontology annotation, molecular function: transmembrane transporter activity. The transcript is spliced from 12 exons. The record is from RefSeq and is a predicted model, not a curated record. Lineage: Eukaryota; Metazoa; Chordata; Actinopteri; Pleuronectiformes; Scophthalmidae. Gene Ontology annotation, cellular component: membrane. Gene Ontology annotation, biological process: monoatomic anion transmembrane transport.